GGGAAAAUUAUGUAGUGGUUCGUGAUCCAAGCUGCUCAGUAGGAGUAAGUAGUAAAAAAAAAAAAAAAAAUGUGUGCAAGUGGCGGUCGGAAAUGCUUGUCAGGGGUGGAUGAGAGGAAAGAAAAAAGGGGGAGGCACCUGUGAGACGAGGCAGGUCGGUCAGCCUACCACGGUAUCAAGUUUACGUUAAUCACGGCAAGGUACACUUUCAGACAUAUUUGUGAAGCGGAGGAGUUCUCAUCAGAUCAGAUCCAAAUAAUGACUACGUGUUGUUGUCAAGGUGAGCUGUGACUGCCCCCUUCCUUGUCUCUCCGUGCACCUGCAUGAACCGUGGGCAGCUCGACCUGUCGCAGAGACUGUGCUGCACUAGGAGAACCCAUGGCUUCUGGCCCUCAGUCUUCCUCUCUAGACCACAGGCUCAGGCUGCUUGAGUUGCUACUUGGGCCUCUGUUGGUCUUGCUGAUUUCUGGGCUGGUACCAGCACAAGGACAGAAAGUCUACAUCAACGCAUGGGCUGUCCACAUACCUGGAGGUCAGGAGGAAGCUGAUCGUAUCGCCAGUAAACAUGGGUUCAUCAACUUUGGACAUGCUUUUGGUGAUUAUUAUCACUUUCGACAUCGUACAGUGUUUAAGAGAUCGCUGUCGGAACACAGGGGAACACAAGUCCGUCUGGAACAAGACCCCAAGGUAACUUGGGCGGAACAACAGGUGUCAAAGCGGAGGAAAAAGAGGGACGUCUAUGUGGAACCUUUGGAUCCUAAGUUCAGAGACCAGUGGUACCUGUAUAACAGCAACCACCGUGACCUGAAUGCCAAAUCUGCGUGGCAGUUGGGCUACACAGGUAAAGGGGUGGUGGUGUCCAUCCUGGAUGAUGGGAUAGAGAAGAACCACCCAGACCUGAGCCAGAACUAUGACGAGAAUGCCAGCUAUGAUGUGAACGAUGGCGACCCAGAUCCACAGCCUCGAUACACGCAGCUCAAUGACAACAGGCAUGGGACAAGAUGUGCAGGAGAAGUUGCUGCGGUGGCCAACAAUGGAUUCUGUGGAGUCGGCGUGGCCUACAAUGCCAAGAUUGGAGGUGUGCGCAUGCUGGAUGGUGAGGUGACUGACAUGGUGGAGGCACAGUCUCUCAGUCUGAAUCCCCAGCACAUUGACGUCUACAGCGCCAGCUGGGGCCCGGAGGAUGACGGCAAAACUGUGGAUGGACCUGCCAAACUUGCCAAAGAAGCCUUUCUGCAUGGAGUUACAGAGGGUCGUGGUGGUUUGGGCUCUAUCUUUGUGUGGGCCUCUGGUAACGGAGGGAGGGAGAAGGACAGCUGUAAUUGCGAUGGCUACACCAACAGUAUCUACACCCUGUCCAUCAGCAGCUCCACCCAGAAUGGGAAUGUCCCCUGGUACAGCGAGGCCUGCUCCUCCACCCUGGCCACCACCUACAGCUCGGGGAACCUCAACGAGAAGCAGAUAGUGACUACAGACCUCAAAUCAAAAUGCACAGACUCCCACACAGGCACCUCUGCCUCUGCCCCGUUGGCUGCUGGGAUCAUCGCUCUCGCCCUCGAGGCCAAUAAGAACCUCACCUGGAGGGACAUGCAACAUCUGGUUGUGCGAACGUCUCACCCUGCCCACCUGCUCACCAACGACUGGAGGACCAAUGGGGUUGGCCGCAAAGUUAGUCACUCAUAUGGAUACGGUCUACUUGAUGCCAGUGCAAUUGUGUCUCUUGCAAACACGUGGACCAGUGUGGGACUACAGCGGAAAUGUGUGAUCACCAUGGUCUGUGACCCAAGGAACAUCGGCAGCCAUUUAUCCAUAAACAAGAGUGUGGAUGCCUGCUUUGGAACAGACAGUCAUGUGACCUCACUAGAGCACGUCCAAGCUCGCCUCACCCUUUCCUACAACCGCAGAGGAAACCUAGCGAUCCACCUCAUUAGUCCGGCAGGCACACGCUCCACGCUGCUCCACCCCAGACCUCAUGACUACUCCUCAGAGGGGUUUAAUGACUGGGCAUUCAUGACCACCCACUCCUGGGACGAGAACCCAACUGGGGUGUGGACACUGGAGAUCGAGAAUGUGGCUGGCGCCAGUGACUACGGCACUUUGACCCAGUUCAUCCUGGUGCUGUACGGUACCGGCUCAGCGUCCUCCAGCUCCUCUGAGAAGGCUCAGCCUGGUGACAGCAGCUGUAAGACCUUGGACCUGAGGCAGAUUUGUAUCGAGUGCAACACGGGCUACUACCUCUUUCAGCAGGGCUGUGUGAAAGAAUGUCCUGCAGGUUUCUCUGUGGGCUCGCAGCCUCUCAACUACACCGUGGGAAACUCCAUAGCACCGGCUUCCGUCCCCACUUGCCUGCCCUGCCUGUCGCCCUGCCUCACCUGCAGCAGCCUCAGCAGUCAGGCCUGCCUGUCCUGCCCCCCUCACAGCUCGCUGGACCCCAUUUCUGGAACAUGCAUGCACCAAAACCAGUUCAUGCGUGAGUCCCCCGGUAGCUUCAUGGUCGGCCAGGGGGACCCCAAAUCGCAGCUCCAACUAAGCUCCCGGUUGCCCAUCACAAUCGCCGUGCUCAGCUGCAUGGCCAUCAUGGCCACCUUUGCUGGCAUCUUCCUGCUGCUGCAGCUGCGCUCCGGCGCGAUCAUCAAGCUGCCCUCCCUGGAGGCCGGUGGCGGCCUAGGGGGCAGCUUCAGCCUUGGGGGUAAUAGGGUGGUGUCGUACCGUGGAAUACCAACAGUGUGGGGGGAUGACGGGGUAAACACAGACUCCGAAAACGAAGAGUCUGAUGUCCACAACGAGAGGACUGCCUUUAUCAAAACACAAAGUGCUCUUUAAUGCCUCCCAACACAUCCCUCCCACAUCCCACUUUAAAACACCCCCCUUGGUGUCUUCAGUCACUGUCUUCUCUGGUUUUAUCUCUCUUUCUGUUUCACUUCUGUUUCUGUCUUACUGGAAUUUCUUUGAGUCCUAUUCAGGACCUCGUCAUCCACUCUGCAGUGAGAGACCUGGCUUGAAGCAGCUGUCUCUCAGAGUUGGAGGAAUGGCCCCAGCUUUGCUCUGUUCACACUUGGACGCACUUCUAUUAAACUGGCUCUCUCCCUCCUCUUGCCCUCAAUCACUAACAGUGUCCGUCUGUGCGGAGUCCAUUUUCCCCUCCAGCUCUGUCUCCUAUUUUGUUACUGUAAACAACUGAUUAUGGUUUGCUUUCUUCCUCUUUAUUCCUCUUCCCAUCAGUCUGUGCAGUAGCCAGAUGAGAUUGUUGAAUGAGUGCGUGUGACUGAGCGAGCAUGAUUGUGUAAAUCUGAUGCAGUGUAGUGCCCUUUUUAAAGAAGCUAAAGCCGGUCCUGUCACAUUUACUACCGAAGUGAUAACACGAACUUGUAAUAUGAGGCAGUAAAUCGGAUUAGGAGAGACUGAUUCUCUCCUAGUGUUGUUUAGUGGCAUCAACGUCUAAAAUCUGUCCAGAAAGCUCCACUGAGCUGAGCAAUUUAGAAAAAUUCACAAAUCAAAAGCAUUACAGUUGUCAGACUCUUAAUGAUUUCUAAUAAUGUGUCACCAAAACAGUCUGAGAGCUUUCUGAAUAUCUGACCUCUUUCUUUUUUAAGAUGAGAUGUUUCAUAUUUACCUAAAAACUAAAA
Molecule: messenger RNA, 3626 nt
Organism: Labrus mixtus (cuckoo wrasse)
Lineage: Eukaryota; Metazoa; Chordata; Actinopteri; Labriformes; Labridae
Gene: furina
Product: furin (paired basic amino acid cleaving enzyme) a
Exons: 16
Coding region: 379-2823 (814 amino acids)
Biological process (GO): peptide hormone processing
Cellular component (GO): Golgi membrane; trans-Golgi network
Molecular function (GO): serine-type endopeptidase activity
Source: RefSeq, a predicted model, not a curated record